CUUCCGCUUUUCCGGAGGCCGGGCCGUAGCCCUGGUAAGGUGAACGGCGGCUGAAACUGCUGGCGGCCUGCGGGGUCCGGGAGUAGGUUCGGGGCUCUCGGGGGAGCGAGGGAUGUUAGGGCAGGCGGCCGGUGCGGACACGGAGGCGGCGGAGCUCCUGCCCUUCCUGGCGCCCGGCGCGCGGGCAGACCUGCAGGCGGCCGCGGCGCAGCACGUGUUGGCUCUGACUGGCUCGGGCUCGGGCCGUUCGCUGUUGGCGGGACAGGCAGCGCUGCUGCGGGCUCUAGCCGAGCUUGCCGUGGCCCCCGCCCCGGCCCCUUCCCGCGACGCCUCCCGCGCGCUCGUGAACUUGGCUGCUGACCCCGGCCUGCACCGGCCGCUGCUGGCGGCGGACCCGGAGCUGCCUGCCCGCCUGCUGAGCUGCGUGUUGGACCCUCAGUGGCCCUGGGCUGAAGAGGUGGCCGCAGUACUGGCCAAUCUGACCCGCGAGCUGGCGCCGUGUGCUGCGUUGAUGGAGAAGCUGAUGGCCGCUGAGCCGGAGCGGCCGGGUCUGGAGCAGCUGGUCAACGCGCUGUGCAUGCCCAGCUACAACGCGGCCGCGCCCCUGCAUUACCUGGGGCCGCUGCUCUCCAACCUUAGCCAGCAGGCGGAGGUGCGUGCUUUUCUCCUGGACCCGGACAGAUGCGUGGUCCAGCGGCUGCUGCCUCUCACCCAGUACACAGACUCCUCAGUGCGGAGGGGAGGAGUGGUGGGAACUCUUCGGAAUUGCUGUUUCGAGCAUCGACACCACAAGUGGUUGCUCGGGCCCCAAGUGGACAUUCUCCCCUUCUUGCUACUGCCCUUGGCUGGGCCUGAGGAGUUUUCUGAGGAAGAAAUGGACAGGCUGCCUGUUGACCUGCAGUACUUGUCACCAGACAAGCAGCGAGAGCCGGAUGCUGACAUCCGAAAGAUGCUCAUCGAAGCCAUCAUGCUGCUGACAGCCACUGCCCCAGGUCGGCAGCAGAUACGGGACCAGGGCGCUUACUUGAUCCUUCGAGAGCUACACGACUGGGAGCCGGAGGCUGAUGUGCGAAUGGCUUGUGAGAAGCUUAUCCAGGUGCUUAUUGGUGAUGAGCCAGAGGUUGGCAUGGAAAACCUGCUGGAGGUGCAGGUGCCUGAAGACGUGGAGCGACAGCUGCAACAGCUAGACGAGCAGGAACAGCUAGAGCUUGCUCGAGAGCUAAGAGGCAAGGGUACCCGAGGGACCUGAAGCCAGAGCUUGCUCAAGAGCUAAGAGGAAGGGGUACCCGAGGGACCUGAAGCUCCUGUGACCUAAGUGCCAGCUCCAGAUCUGCCGGUGCCAGUGUUCCCACAGGGUUCUAAAGUAAAUGCCCAGUAAAUGUUGAGAAGCUCAAGGACACUGCCCAGUCCUGUGCCCCGUUGCAACCCGCAAGGAUGCACGUUAUUCAGUGCUGCACUACUGAGCUGGAGCUGGCCAGGUCCUGUGCCAUAGCCGCCUACAUCUGAGGCAGGUAGGCGGUGGCCACUGGAGCGAUGAGGAGCCCAUUCCUGGACCGUGGUAGGGCUGGACUGAAAACGCUGCAAGCCCUGGUCAGCCAACAAGAGCUUUUCACUCCUGAAGGAUCUGGGUUGGUUUGGAGGUGCAAACAGUGCUAUGAGCCCCAACCUUGGGAGUCCUUCUGCUUCCCUUGCCCAAGACCUCCUUGAAACACAGACCACACUUAAAUCCUAGGGUCUUUCUCGGAUGCUCUGCCCUUCUAGGCCUGUCUCUGGAUCACUUACUGGGUACAGUUUCCCUUCGCUACCUGUUUCUCUGCUCUGCCUGUGAUACUGGCCCCUGGUUUUAUUUUUGGUUAGCCUCCUUAGUCCCAUGUUGAAUUGGUCUUAGCCAUUUAGAUAGAACCUGCUUCUCAGUUAGCUUCCUUGAGCCUCAGUUGCCUUUCAGGACAUCCAGACCCCCCUCCUGGGCACACCUUGCCUACCUCUGCAGAGAUUCUCCUGGGUGUUCCUGCAGCAUUUAUCCCUACACAAUCCUACCCCCAACUUCCGGAGCCUACUCCGUCUGCACAGCCCUUCUUCCUCCUUCUGUAGACACCAUGGCAAGUCUUGCCCCGCUGUGUCCCCUUUUCUGAGCCACAGAUCUUGAUCCACCUGUGUGAAGCUUUUGUAUGCUGUUCCCUCUCCUCAGCAGUGGGUCCUCCCAGGUACCUGGGGCCUAUGGUCUUCAUGAGAGUUUGUGGUAGUCCAAUCCAGACCUCUGAUGCUGGAAAACUGUUUUGUUAUGUGUUGUUAUGCCAUGGGUUGGUAUUUCAUUGGGUACUAUGAGUCUUCCUUCCCUCCAUGAUGCCCUCCGGGCCUCUGAUAAAGCUUUGAUACUCUAGGUA
Messenger RNA from Peromyscus californicus insignis, 2384 nucleotides. RefSeq names its product HGH1 homolog (gene Hgh1). The record is from RefSeq and is a predicted model, not a curated record. Bases 113 to 1249 code for a protein of 378 amino acids. Lineage: Eukaryota; Metazoa; Chordata; Mammalia; Rodentia; Cricetidae. The transcript is spliced from 6 exons.